Eufriesea mexicana is the source of this 1494-nucleotide messenger RNA. RefSeq names its product ribonuclease Oy. Gene Ontology annotation, molecular function: ribonuclease T2 activity; RNA binding. Gene Ontology annotation, biological process: RNA catabolic process. The transcript has 4 exons. Gene Ontology annotation, cellular component: extracellular region. NCBI's taxonomy places the organism in Eukaryota, Metazoa, Arthropoda, Insecta, Hymenoptera, Apidae. The record is from RefSeq and is a predicted model, not a curated record. The coding region runs from base 257 to 1009 and encodes 250 amino acids.
AUAUUUAACAGAUAAAUCGGUAUGAAAAGUAGUUACCUGAAGUAAUUAUAGUUACAUAAUGAUAUGUACCAGGUGUCCAAGCAUUCAGAAUGUGUAAAUGUUACGGACAUAGUUGACCUGUAUAAGGUAGAAAUGGUAGAGAGACGUUCACAAACGAAAAAUACAGCAGAACAUUCUGCUUUAUAGUCACUUCAUAGCCACUGAAUGUAUACAAAUUCAAAUAUUUUUAUUCGCCAAGAACGUCACUACUUCGAACAUGAUCAAAAUAAUCGUUAACAUUUUAUUUUUCAUUGUCGUCAAUGCCUAUAGUGAUGAAAGCUACAGGAAGGGUACAACAGGAUCGAACGACUUCGAUGUUUUAAUUUUCACUCAACACUGGCCUCAAACAGUUUGUUUUACGUGGAAAGAAAAUUCACCAUCGCAUAAAUGUUCGUUACCGAAAGAACACGAUGAAUGGACAAUUCAUGGUAUUUGGCCUACCAAAUACCAUGAAAUGGGUCCAGAAUUUUGCAAUAGAACGAUGCCGUUCAAUUCAACCGCAUUGAAACCUUUGGAAGGAGAAUUGCAAGAAAAAUGGAUAGACAUAGAAUUGGGAAGAACAUCUUACUCUUUUUGGCAACACGAAUGGGAUAAACAUGGUACUUGCGCGACAGUAUUAGAACAGUUAAACACCGAAGUUAAAUAUUUUAGAAAAGGUCUCGAUUUAAUAACAACCUAUGAUAUGAAAAACGUAUUAGCAACGGUUAAUAUUAUACCUGGACAAACGUAUAAAGUGACGACUAUUCUUAAUGCCGUGGCACGAGUAUUAGGUAAACAAGGAAUGGUAACUUGCAAAAAAAAUAAGAACACUAGAAUGUCGUAUAUAUUUGAGAUACGAAUUUGUUUUGAUAAGAAGUUACAAUUAAUCGAUUGUGUUGGAGUUCUCGACUACCCUACGGAUUGUGGUAAUUUUGAAGAUGUAAUAUAUCCAAGCAGUGUACCGCAACGAUACAGUGUAGUACAAGUAUAAGAGACGAGUAAGAAGGAAAAACGUGAAAUAUUUAUUUCAAUUAAUAGCGUAUACCUUUUGAUGCUAAUUGGAAUUGCAGAAUCGUCGAAUCAUGAAUAAUUAUAAACUAGAAAUGUCUAUAUAAAAUAGUGCUGAAAGUUUGGUAUAUUAAUUAAAAACAAGAAAUGUUCACUCUCUGCUAGAAUGAAACAAAAAAAUUUUUCAUUCUUUCUAUCUCUAUUAUUUCUGGUUGGUGCAAAGUCAAACGUAAUAUACAAAGUCUCAUGGAUAAUGUGAGAAAGAAGAUACGUUAUUUACGUUAGUUAGAUGAUUGGUGGAAGAGAUGUAGUCCAACUUAUAUUUUCAUCUUUGUUGAUAUAAUUAGACAGACAGGACACAUAUCUUCUUUAUUUGUCGGAAUAUCAGCCUGUGCCCCAAUCACCAUACUCGAACAUCGUUUCAAAGUGACGCAUAGUAUCUGAAUAUUAAUAAAAUAGAUAUAUUUU